Messenger RNA from Oryza brachyantha (malo sina), 1166 nucleotides. RefSeq names its product bidirectional sugar transporter SWEET1b. The coding region runs from base 215 to 1000 and encodes 261 amino acids. The transcript has 6 exons. Gene Ontology annotation, biological process: carbohydrate transport. Lineage: Eukaryota; Viridiplantae; Streptophyta; Magnoliopsida; Poales; Poaceae. The record is from RefSeq and is a predicted model, not a curated record. Gene Ontology annotation, cellular component: membrane. Gene Ontology annotation, molecular function: sugar transmembrane transporter activity.
GCGACGCAUUUGCCAUUCAGACAUUCAGUUGUGCAUGCUGGCUCGGGCACCUGCUUCGAUCUCUUCUUCUGAAGAAGAAAAAAGAAGAGAUUGAUCAGCUUUAGAGCUAGCUUUCACCCUGCUUCGUUUUUUUUUUUUUGUUUUAGUGUGUGUCUCAAGGAGAGAGAUUUGUAAGUGCAAGCUAGGAGCUUAAGGGAGCAUAGAUAUAUAUAAGAUGGAGGAUUUGGCGAAAUUCUUGUUUGGAAUUGCUGGCAAUGUCAUCGCGCUCUUUCUUUUCCUAUCCCCUGUGCCUACUUUCUGGAGGAUUAUUCGGAGGAAAUCAACAGAGGAUUUCUCUGGGGUGCCAUACAACAUGACACUCAUCAACUGCCUCCUCUCUGCAUGGUACGGGCUGCCGUUCGUGUCCCCGAACAACAUGCUGGUGUCGACGAUCAACGGCGCCGGCGCUGUGAUCGAGACGGCGUACGUGGUGGUGUUCCUCGUCUUCGCGUCCAGCCACAAGACGCGGCUCCGGAUGGCCGGCCUCGCGUCGGCCGUCGCGUCGGCGUUCGCGGUGGUGGCGCUCGUCUCCCUGCUCGCGCUCCACGGCCAGGGCCGCAAGCUCUUCUGCGGCGUCGCUGCCACCGUCUGCUCCAUCUGCAUGUACGCCUCCCCUCUCUCCAUCAUGAGGCUGGUGAUCAAGACGAAGAGCGUGGAGUACAUGCCGUUCCUGCUGUCGCUGGCGGUGUUCCUGUGCGGCACGUCGUGGUUCAUCUACGGCCUCCUCGGCCGCGACCCCUUCGUCACGAUCCCGAACGGGUGCGGGAGCUUCCUGGGCGCCGUGCAGCUGGUGCUCUACGCCAUCUACCGCAAGAACAAGGGCGGCGCCGGCGCCGGCGGCAAGCAGGCCGACGACGACGGCAACGACGUGGAGAUGGCCGAGGGGAGGAACAACAAGGUCGCCGACGGCGGCGGAGCGGAGGACUCGACGACGCCCCGCAAGGCGGACACCACGGUGUAGGCAAGCUAGCUAGCCACUAGCUACUAGCGGAAUGCUAUUGCUAGAUCGAUCAAUGAGCAAGACGAGUAGCUAGCUCAGUAUUAUGAUGUAACUACGUUUUGUGAUUAACCUAAUAGUAUGAUGUAAUGCGCACGAGGUAACGAGAGUAUGUAUCCAUGUGUGAAAA